This is a messenger RNA of Hydatigera taeniaeformis, 669 nucleotides long. NCBI's taxonomy places the organism in Eukaryota, Metazoa, Platyhelminthes, Cestoda, Cyclophyllidea, Taeniidae. The record is from the annotation of a GenBank genome assembly.
CCUCACUUUCGGCUAGACGUCUGCCGGUUGCCAAGGGAUACCGGUCCCUGUUCUGGGAGCUACGCGCGCUACUACUACGAUCCUGUAGAAGGAGGGUGUCGUCUUUUCAUGUAUGGUGGCUGUCUCGGGAAUGGAAAUCGUUUCAACACAAAGGCGGAGUGUGAAGAUGCGUGUGGAACACUGGGCGAGAUCUACGACACCGGAACCUCUCUUACCAAGACAAGUGACGUGGUGUCCACACAGGCUGAGAAAGUUCCACCCGUUCCCGCUGAGGUCUUUGAAGAAAUGCGACGCAUCAAGAUUAUGUAUUCAGAGAGAUAUCUGGUAUGUAUCUUCCCAUUAGCAUGGGACUUUUGUCUGCAACAUCACACCUACGGGACAUGUCCGCGGCCCAGACUCCAUCUUACCCGUUACUUCUACAACCGAAAGACGAAACACUGUGAGCCCUACUUUUACACUGGUUGUGGUGCUCGAGGUAAUCACUUCGAGACAAAAUUGCAGUGCGAUAACGUUUGCACCCGCAGACUACGCCGGUCAAGUACGUUUAAUGUUCACUUCUUAGAAGCAUUUAAAACUAUAGUUUCAUGGUCUACUCAUUUGCAUCAUAAAACAAAAAAUAACUACUUGGUCCGCAAGACAUGUUACUCAAAUAAUUUUUUACGCUUAUAG